AUGUUUAAACAAUCAUCGUUGAAAUCCUUGUACAUUUCAUCUUGUUGGAUGAAAAUUCCGAAAGCCUUUGCAAAUCACCAUGCUCCAAUAGUUACUUCAAUCAAUAACAAUCGUGAUUGUUUUACUACUAACGAAUUUUCUCAUCAAUGGGAGAGAAGAUUCUAUGCAACCAUCAUGAAUAAGAGUGUUCAAGUGAGUAAACCAAAGGCAGAGGCCAAGAACAAAUCAAACUUUGCCAAAUCUCAAGAAAAAAUCAAAAAACAAAAGGUACAACAAGUUCAACAAAGAAAUGAAAAGGAUUACAUUUCGGAUAAAACUCAAUUGGAAAAAACACUCAAAAUACAAGAAUUAAUUGGAAAAUAUGCUACUUUGAAAGGAAAGAGUGAAUUAUCGGAACAAGAUGAAAAAUUGCAAAUUGAAUUUUUAAGAAAAAUAGUUCAAUAUCCUAAUUUUAUAUUUAUGAACAUGUUGGAAGCUGGAAGCUCAAUGGAUCCUUCAAUUUUAGGAAAUGUAAAUAUAUUCUCGAGUAAGCUUAAAUAUGAUCAAUAUCUGGAAAGAUUUGAGUCAAAAUUACUCAAAAAGGAAUAUGCAAGUGUAAAAGUGUCAAGUGCACCAAAUAUUGCUCAAAUAUUGGCUGCCACCUCAUCCACAUCAAGUAUUGAUGUCUUGACUGCCACCAUUGAUGACACUAUCAAGUUAUCGCCACCGGAACUGAGAGAAAUUAUGGAUUGGACUUCAAUUGUUUGGUCAGAGCUGUUAUAUUCAGUACUGAUAAAAUCUAUAAAGGAGCAAAAUCAAACAGCUGGUGAGCUUAAAGAUUUGGAUAUUCAAUUGCAAAAUGUUUCACAUGAUUUGAAACAAAAUAAGGGCUCAUACCUAGCCAUGCAAAAUAAGUACCAAAAGCUCAUUGAUGAAAAAGUUAAACUCUUGCAAUCUCAAGAAUCUAAAUCAGAGGGAUACAAAUCCAGACUCUAUCUCACUGAAAAGAUCUAUGUUGCCCAGAGGGAUAAUGAAAGUUUGAGUGAGGUCGAUAAAUUUGCUGUCCCAUCUCGAAAGGAUCCAUCUAAGAAGAUUGUUCACAUUUAUUCAGCUCCAGAUGUAGCUGCAUUGGAAAUUCACAACUUUAUGAAAACAGCCAAAGACAACUCUGUCAGUAUUGCUGUUGUUUCUGGAAGUGAAUUAUUUGAAUUUCUGGUGAGAAAUAAGAUUGAUUUAUUGAGGAUUUCAUUCUUGGGCAAUUAUGAUGAUCUUAUCACUCAUAAAUUGAACUUGGAGGAAAUUGAAGAAAUUGCAGAUAUUGGUAGAAGGGAAGCACAAAAGAGACAAACAGAUAAUGAGAACAAUCAACAAGAAGAAAAGGAACCAAAGCAAGAAUAA
Naegleria gruberi is the source of this 1377-nucleotide messenger RNA. RefSeq lists its product as uncharacterized. Lineage: Eukaryota; Heterolobosea; Eutetramitea; Acrasida; Naegleriidae. The record is from RefSeq and is a predicted model, not a curated record. The transcript has 2 exons. Bases 1 to 1377 code for a protein of 458 amino acids.